AAAGUGUAGAUGAUUGUGACAGUUCUGAGAUCUAAACCCGGAUUAUUCUUCCCUCAGAGUGUUUGGAAGCAGCGCUGGUGUCAUGGCUCUCCUCACCAACGUCACUGUCCUGCUGGUCCUGGUUUGUGUCUCGCAGUACCUGAUCCUCAGCAGCUGUCAGAAAGUUCACGAACAGAAGAGAAGAAGAACGAACAGAGGCCAGGACAGGGGCGGAGCCAGCCUGACGGAGGCCCGGCAGCCCACAUCACCUCAGAACAACAAGGGGAACCUGAUCGCCAAAGAUAAGGCAGAGUGCACGUGGGCGGCCACAGGCGAGGACCUCCUCACGCUUGACAUCUCCUGUAAGCAGGCAGACAGGAGCUUUGGCUGUCAGUUCGCCGGCAGACCGUCUGUCUGUCCUCAGUAUGCUUCCAAUGUCAGACUUUACUGGAAGCAAGUUGCUCAAGCGCUGAAGAAGCGGAAUCUGUGCCAGAAGAGCGGAGUGGUGAUCAGACCGGCUGUGUGCAGAAAAGCUCCCACAGAAGCUCAUUUCAGACUCAGCAAUGUGCAGAGAAGUACUGCGGCACCUUCCUCUGGAGCUGCCACAGCCUGUCAGGGUGACAACAGGAAGCUGGCAGAUGAGUACUGCAGCAAGUCCUGGUCCAGUUUGUGUACCUUCCUCUUUACCAUGGUGCAGAGUGAAGACUGCUGAGAGAAGAAAGGCUACAGAACUGCAGUGGGCCUCGUUAUAAGCUCAUUGCAU
Thalassophryne amazonica is the source of this 742-nucleotide messenger RNA. It is a transcript of the gene fgfbp1a, whose product is annotated as fibroblast growth factor binding protein 1a. Gene Ontology annotation, biological process: cell-cell signaling. The record is from RefSeq and is a predicted model, not a curated record. NCBI's taxonomy places the organism in Eukaryota, Metazoa, Chordata, Actinopteri, Batrachoidiformes, Batrachoididae. Bases 83 to 691 code for a protein of 202 amino acids. The transcript has a single exon. Gene Ontology annotation, molecular function: growth factor binding.